This is a messenger RNA of Uranotaenia lowii, 2844 nucleotides long. RefSeq lists its product as uncharacterized. Gene Ontology annotation, molecular function: zinc ion binding; nucleic acid binding. The record is from RefSeq and is a predicted model, not a curated record. The coding region runs from base 1 to 2844 and encodes 947 amino acids. The transcript is spliced from 2 exons. Lineage: Eukaryota; Metazoa; Arthropoda; Insecta; Diptera; Culicidae.
AUGGAUAACUUUGAAGCUUCGAGAGCGGAAGGACCUUUCCAACCGUAUUUCGAUGAGAAUCCGUUACCGUCCUUACAGAAUCUAUCAUUGAACCAGAAUUACAAUGCUAACAGAUCUCAGCACUCAGGGAACUACAGUUUACCUCUCGACGAGCAGGUAAUAGAAGAACAAGUUCGCGAGUCUGUAAGAAGUUCGAUACAACAAAAUCCACCUAACAUUCCACCAAACGUGCCGUCGGAUUGGUUGAACAACCUGCAUGAUUUCAUAAAGGAUACGAUCAAGCAGUCUGUCAGAACCUACAUCGACGAAUGGAGCCUGCUAUCGACGCCAAGAGGACCAAAUCCUCAUCCAUCAGCAGCAAUGAAUGGACACGAUCAAGCGGUCAACACAUCAAUGACGUUUCCACUCAAUAGUAAUCACCAACAGAUGCCUGUUCCAUCUUCACCCGCACCACAACAAAUUCAGCACCCUCCGAUGUCACAUUACUACAAUCAUCUUAGAACCAAAAUCGAGAAGUGGGGUAUCCAGUUCAACGGGUAUCUCCACCCACGCGCACUUUCGGCUUCCGAGUUCGUCAGACAGGUUACUAUCUUGGCGAAAGCCAAUCGAGUCAACGAAGAGGAGUUGUUGCAGCAAGCGUACUUAUUUUUUGUAGGAGAUGCUAGGAAAUGGUACUUCACAUACUGCGAAAAUUUCCUUUCGUGGCAACACUUAAUUCAUCAGCUACUUACGGAUUACGAAAACCCAAACAAGGAUUCAGCAAUCGAGGAGGAGAUGCGAGAGCGCAAACAACGAUCGAAUGAACGUUUUAGCGUAUAUCUUGCGGAGAUGGAAAGACUUUCGAAAAGCCUUUCAUAUCGGAUGAACGAAAAGAGGAAACUUAAAUUGAUUUUCGAUAACACUAAAAUUUCAUACCGUCGUAGACUAGCACUAACCCCGAUAUCGUCGCUUAAACAAUUAGCAGAUCAUUGCUACAUUUUCGAUUCUCUAGAACCAUCACUGUAUUCCACUAAUCAACAACGUCUUCAUUCAAAUGUACAUCAAAUUUCCCACGAGACCGAAGAAGAUUUGGAACCAGAUGACGAUGAAGAAGAAGAAGUCAACGCAAUAUCUGGACGCAUCAACAAGUUUCGUCAAUCGAAAUUUAGAAACAACUUUCAACCCAACCCGUCAGAAAAGAAAACUCCAGUAGAGCAACAGGAAACACAGGAAUCUCCAGAAUUAAAAUGCUGGAAUUGUGAAACAGUAGGACACAUAGCCAAAUUUUGUUUAGAACCGCGUAAAAUUUACUGCUACGCGUGUGGCAAACCGAAUUUUACGGCGCGAAAUUGUCCCAAACAACACAAGAUAACUUUCGAGGGCAAGACAGUCGUUAUUCCAACAGUAGUUAUCCCGGAUGUGGCCAAACAACUCAUCUGUGGCUAUGAUUUCUGGCGAGCGUUCGACAUUAGACCAAUGAUGAGCAGCGGAGCAGCCGUAACCCUCACCGAGUCAUCAUUUAACCAGCAGCAGCAAUCGUUCCAGGAUCCGAAAAGCCUCAACAUGAUGUGUUUCAGCCUAUCCCUCGACGAAAACCACUUGGGAUUAAAAACACAGCCAAUCGAGGACGAAAGUUUGAACAUUCCGUCACUAGAAGAACCUGAAAAUAACGAAAUUGGAUUAGAUUCACUCGAAACAGAGCACCAGUUAAGCGAAAAUCAGAAGAACGAUCUGUUGGAGAUCAUCAAAGGUUUCCCGAGGUCAUACGAUGGAAAAAUCGGAAGGACUCAUUUGAUCCGUCACAAAAUCGAGAUCCUGCCAGACACCAAACCUAAGAAGAUCCCAAACUACAAAUAUUCUCCUAAAGUCGAAAAGGAAGUGGACAAAGAAAUCGAAAGAUUGUUGACCAUGGAUGCGAUUGAAGAAUGCAGCAGUGAGUUCGUCAACCCUCUUCUUCCGGUCAAAAAGCCGAACGGCAAUUGGAGGCUAUGUCUGGACGCUAGACGACUCAAUCAGAUGACCAAACGCGACGAAUACCCUUUCCCAAACAUGACCAACAUUUUAGAGCGCUUGGAAAAGGCAAAGUACUUCACGAUCAUUGAUCUGAAGGACGCCUAUCAUCAAGUUGUUCUGGAUCCUGAUUCUCGAGACUUCACAGCUUUCAGGACUCCUAGAGGCCUCUGGAGGUACAAAACUAUGCCUUUCGGAUUGUUAAACAGCGGAGCCACUCUUUGUAGAUUAAUGUCCAGAGUUCUAAAGUUUGAUUUACAACCCAAAGUAUUUGUUUACUUGGACGAUGUAAUCGUCACAUCAGGAGAUUUUGAGGAACAUUUGCGUUUACUUAAAGUCGUUGCACAACGAUUACGUGAGGCUAAUCUUACGAUUAGCAUCGAGAAGUCGAAAUUUUGCCAAAAAUCCGUAAAAUACUUGGGUCACAUUUUGAGCGAAGAAGGUAUUGCACCGGAUAGCGCCAAAAUCGAACCAAUUUUAAACUACCCGGCUCCUAAAAAUAUUAAGGAGAUCCGCAGACUGUUAGGUCUUGCUGGAUUCUACCAGCGAUAUAUUCGAAAUUACAGCCAAACAGUUACUCCGAUAUCAGAUCUUUUGAGGAAAAAUCAAGGCAAAUUUCGGUGGACAGAAGCUGCAGAUAAUGCACUCCGGAAUCUUAAAUCCGCGCUGACAUCACCACCCAUUCUUUCUAACCCAGAUUUUUCCCUUCCAUUCGCAAUCGAAACGGAUAGUUCAGACUUGGCCGUAGGUGCCGUCUUGACACAAAAUUUUAAUGGCGAGAGGAAAUGCAUUGCAUUUUUCUCUAAGAAACUUUCCGCCACCCAGAAACGAUACAGUGCGACUGAGCGGGAAUGA